Calidris pugnax (ruff) is the source of this 6279-nucleotide messenger RNA. RefSeq names its product chromosome unknown open reading frame, human CXorf23 (gene BCLAF3). Gene Ontology annotation, molecular function: DNA binding; transcription coregulator activity. Gene Ontology annotation, biological process: positive regulation of transcription by RNA polymerase II. The transcript is spliced from 12 exons. Gene Ontology annotation, cellular component: mediator complex. The coding region runs from base 61 to 2220 and encodes 719 amino acids. The record is from RefSeq and is a predicted model, not a curated record. NCBI's taxonomy places the organism in Eukaryota, Metazoa, Chordata, Aves, Charadriiformes, Scolopacidae.
AGGCGGCGGAAAGCGGCCCCGCUGGCGCUUCAAGAAACUCACAUAAACACGUGAGAGAAGAUGACAAGAUCUAGAUCGAGAUCACCACGAUGGAAACCAAGGUCCUUAUCUCCAGCAUUUAGGAGUCCAGAGCAUCAUAGACAAAGACAUGCUCAUAUUAAUUAUGACUGUGAAUAUAAAAGCUUUCGUAAGGACCCAAAGAAACCUAUGCCUUGGAGAACAGAAGAUGAGAAAUAUGGACAAAGCAAUUCCAGGUUUGCACCUCAUAGAAAUAACCACCAGAGAAUAUAUGAACGUAGGUCACCUUCACCAAACCUGAAAAGAAUUCCCAUGGAAGAUUCUUACAGUCAUAAGCCCUACAGAACACAUUCAUCUGAAAGAACUGAAAGCAAUAGGAGAUGCCAGUUACCACCAAAAUACUUGGAAAUACCAUAUAAAGAGCAUGAUCGUCCCUUUUACCAACACAAAAUAGAAGAUAGAUACAUGUUUGACCACUACAAAGUCACUGGAGAUGAAAAAGGAAUGAAACCUUUUCAUAGACCGUUAGGGGCUCCAUGUAAACUUGAAAGAAAAUGGCAUGAAGAUGACUUGAGGCACCAGAGGUUACAUGAAGAGAAGUAUGGUCAGUCACCCAGAAGAGUUUCUGAUGAAUUUACGGCAAGGAGCUCUUUACAGAAGAGGUAUCCUGAAGAUCACGAUUACAGAGAAUAUGGGCACACGUCUAAAAGGGCUAAAGAAAUGGAGAGGUAUGACGGUGGAGAAGUAGCAAGAAAUUCCAAGUGGAAGCAAGAACGUUCUUUUCCACCCUACCAAGAAAAGGAGGAGCAAAGAAAUCUGGGUGCCCUGUCCCACCGGUCGGCUGAAAGGGAGUACUCGGAGGGUUCUGUCACAAAGAUAGCCUAUGAGUACAGCCACAAACGGCGCAGGCAUCUGGAUGGGGAAAAGCCUUUUUCAGACGAUAGAGCUCAGAAGUACAUGAAGCAGGAAGACCAGAAAUAUGGUUCUUCUAAGGGUGCCCGGAAUAGCAAAGAGUUAGAUUACUUUAGCAGUGGAAGAACGAGACGGACUGAAGAAGGGCACGUUGAAGUACCUGUUAAAUACAGUUCAAAGAAGGGCUGCGAUGCUUGCGUUAACUCUGCCAAAACGGAUGGUGAUCUGAGAUCUUUUAAAAACAAACCGAAGGAAAGAGUAAGGAAAGAAGGGGAAUUCAGGAAAAAAGUAGAUUCCUCCAAUAGUCAGCAUGAUUCAAAUCAUACUGUUUCAGAUGUGAAAAUGUCAGAUGUCAACUGUAGGAGGGAACAUCUCACAAUCAAAGUGGAUAUGAAGAAAAUGGUGACCAAGUACAGGACUGCUUCUAGUCAUACUACAGAAAGACAGAUGUCACAUGAUCUGGUUGCUGUUGGCAGGAAAAAUGAAAAUUUUCAUCCGGUGUUUGAGCACAUGGAAUCUGUAACACAAAAUGUUGAAAACGACCCAUCAAGAGAAUUUACUCAGGAAAUAAUCACAAUUAUCCAUCAAGUUAAAGCAAAUUAUUUUACAUCUUCUGACAUAACCCUACAUGAACGGUUCUCAAAAAUUCAGGAUAAACCUAUUGCAAAUAUGAAUGAAGUUAAAAUACGCCUGGAUCCAGAAAUUCACAGGAGGAUUGACAUGUCUCUAGCAGAACUUCAGAACAAACGAACUAUGCCAUCUGAAUCUCCCCAGAACAUUAUGAGAGUGUUAGAAGAUCCAAACGAUCUACGGCACGAUAUAGAAAGGAGGAGAAAAGAGAGAUUGAAGAAUGAAGAUGAGAGAGUGUUUCAUGUAGACGGUGUAACUCCAAGGAACCAUCAAAGCUGCAAUAUUUCAAAAUUACAAAACUCUCAACUUGAUGGCUUCCCAAAGCCUAUGAGGUUUAUUAAGCCACCUUUCAGAAAAUUUAUUGGGAAACCUCACCUGAAUUCUUACUAUUCUUCAAAACCAAGUGAUACUUACCCUCAGAGACGCAUUAGAGGACACCUUGAAAAUGCAGGACCCGUCAGAAGACACUUUAAGAGCAACUUUGUGGAUGGCCGUUUGCAAUCCCAUUAUAAAUCAGGCUUAGUACAGAAGGGUUUAUAUAUUCAGGCUAAGUACCAGCGGUUACGUUCUGUUGGUGUAAGGGGAUUUACCACUAAUAAAUUCAGAGAUGGAUUUUUGAGGAAAGAAAAGGGAAAUUUAAAUAUUGCAACAGAAACCUGAACUGAGGUGUGAUCCUGAAGUUGAAACAGCUAAUACAGCAAAGGGAGCAUCUGUUCAUUUUUGGACAACGUUGUCAAGACUUAAAAUAGGAUAAAGGAACUAACCCUGUAACUUUCUUGAUUAAAAAAAAAAACUUUAUUUUUCAGUAGUGGAAUGCUGCAGAACUUUUUUACAGUUUUAAUAAUUGCUUUUGAAGUACAGUAUUCAACUGAAACAUUGUAGUAUGUACCUUUAGUUCCUUUUACAUACCAGUCUCAAGUAAAGAAGUCAUUGAAGGGAGUCUUAUUUAUUGAAUACCUUUUCUCUAAGCAUGAUGUUACAGAUGGAACUUGAGUUGUUAUAUCCGGAGGUUUAUAUGUUGGAAGUUUAUUGCUUAUGUAAUAAAAAAAAAGGAAAAAAAAAAAGUGCCUGAAUUGUUUGGUAAUAGCACAUUAGCUCAGGAUUUUCCAAGUAAUGACCUUUUAGGUUGUGCAAUAGAUUUUUACACCUCCUGUUCAUGUUCAUUUCCGUAAAACCGUAUUUGUAUUACUUUAUUUUAGUUGAAUAAUAUACUUGGGGUUUCUGAUGUGUAUAUACAUUUGUAAAUUGUUAGAAUGUUGGGACAACUUUCAGUAUUUGAUUAAAAUGAAUGGUAACAGGCAGGUAUGUAAUGUACUGUAGCAGUAGCUUAUAACUGCACUGAAAGCAUGCUUGGGUUUGUUAGAGGAUUAGUUGGUCUGUAUUCAAAAUUAUUCUGUCUCAUUAUAUUUUGGUGUAUGACAUUCUUGACCAAGCCACGUGUUCGCUAAUCUUUUUCGUCAUAAAUGACUUGGUGAUUUCCUGGAUUCUGAAAUUGGGGCCUGAAGUGUUUAAUUACAAGAAAAACAAAAAAAGUAAGUUUUUAUAAGCAUGUCUUCUAACAAAGCUGUUCAUAAUUGAAACUGCUUUAAUGCAGAUAGCUUGUAAUUUUGUUCAAAAUCCCAGUAAUUCUCUGAACUUUACCAUACUGCAAUAUUGUUACGCUGUGUGCAAAACUCAAAUAGCCAGACAUGUUUUAUAAGCAGCUAUAAACAAUGCUGUGUUUAUUUCCUGAUCAUAGCCUUGCCUUAAUAUACCAUAGGGAUGUGUGUACGUAUUACAGGUUUGUUGGACUUUUUAUUGCCAGUAAAUUAAAGAUGCCUAGCAAGUGGUUUUCAGAGAUGUUCUUAUUUGAGAAUUAAGUUAUUCUCCAUAUCCACAGUGUAUGCAGGCUAAUGUAUUUCCAUCAUUUCCAAGACAGCGUUAGCCAUACAGAAUGCAGGCCGGUCUCUGUUGUGGACAGUAGAUCAGAAUUCUUAUACUGGGUAGAGUAUGUUCAGAGAAAAGGAAAUCUGUUUUUUGGGUGGGAAGUCAAGAUGUGAUUUCUGCAUUCUUUUUUGUGAUGUUUUUUCGACAAUGCCUGCAGUAGAGAGACUAUUUGAAAGUAUAGGUAUGGCUCAGAACAGCUAAAAUAGUGUUACUUAAAAUCUUCAGUUCAUGGAGCGCACUGCUUAAUGUUCAUAGAGAAUAAGCAGGCAGAAAGUGUGCCACAUUCAUUGAUGUUAUGGUCGUUCCACAAUGACACCAGAUGGUUUGUUUCUAAAACCCAAGAUUCAGCUAGUUUUUCGGUAACAUUGACAGGCACACACAGAAUGGGAAGCUAAAGGAAAGAAAUUCUUUGGUCAAAUAGAGGCAGGCAACUUUCUACACACAGGAAAAUGUUUACUUAUGUUUUGGUGAUGAAUCUGGCGAAAUCAUCCUGUGUAAGUUUAGGAGAUGAAAAUGAGGAAUUGAAACAACAGGUUAAGUGAGUCGACCCAAAGCGAAUGUGGAGUAGCUGGAGCUGAGCAGGCAGCUGGCAGGCGAGUGCUGCAGAUGAGGGCAGGCUUAUCCUCCAGCCCACAAGCUACUCGCACUGCUACUGAAUGUGCUAAAGCACUGUAAAACACCUAAGAAGUAAAACCGUAUAUGACAUAGGACAAACUACUGAAGCUAUAUUGUCUUAUUCAACAGGAUACUACUGUUUCUGUAAGCUUCCUGCAGUGUUCUUAUUAAAGCCUGAAGAGAACUCGUUGUUGAGCAAAUGGGAAAAGUGGAUACGUGAAGAAACUUCUGACGUGGCAGUCUUGCUAACGCUGUUUGGAAGUAAUGCUGAAGUAGCCAGACUUCAGUCAGUUAAAUGCUGCUUUACUGGGUUGAAAGUCUGACUGGUUCCUCUGGUUUUGUGCUUUCUUAUUUUACCUGUGCAUGACUAGGUAUCUCUUAAUUUGUUUUCUACUUUAACAGUUUAGCUUUGUUUGUUUUGUAUUUCUACAGUUGUGAGCAACAUAUUACGAACAUGGUAUUUUUAGCAUGUUUACUGACCGAUUUUUUUUUUUUUUUUUUUAAUCAUUAUUUUCCUCCCCCUUGCCCAACCUUGGUCUCAAGCUGAAUGUCGUAUGAUGAAAUGUAGUCAUUGUUUCAGUUGCUUUAGCUUUUAUUAAAGGUGAUACAUUUGCUCAGAUCACAUUCUUUACUGAUAACUUUACUAAUUUAGGAUUUUGUCAUGGUAAAACUCCCUAUAUUUUAUAAAAUUCAUACAGAAAUUCAAUUCUGUGACUGGCUUAGGUGCUAGCACCAUCUACUCUGUUACCUGGUGUGAGACAUUGCUGUGUAUAUUUCUCUUUGUGAAUUACAGAGACUUGUGUCUAUAUACUCAUACACAAAUCAGCUUAUUUAUUCUUCUAGCACAGGAAAGUUCUGUUGUACUGGAAUAUAAUGUUUUGUUGAGAACAAUGUAUUGAAGUUACUGAUUGGGUUGUGAAGGCACAAGAAAAAGUCUUAAGUAGAAGAAAGGUCUUGAAUAACUUGAAUAACUUGGUGCCUUUCUGUAUUGUGACUGCAUUGUGGAAAACACCUGUACAAAGACUUAAGUAAUAUCCUGAUUAUUGCAUUGUUUCUAAUGAGAGCAUGGACUCAUAACAGUUGUUAAAAUAACCACUUACUUUAAAUACGUGUGUAAAGCCUCAGAAGGAAAAGAGCAUUUCUUGUAUUAGUAAAGUCUGUCACUGCAUUUGCAUUGGAAGGGCAAGUUAAAAAUGUGAUUGUCUAAGAGCUUUCGAGCUUUCUAUUUUACACUUUGAAAAUAUAAAUGUGAAUUGCCUUUCUUUUGGUUGACUUGAAAUGACUGUUAAAUGCUUAUGUCAUUCUCAAUUGUUCACAUGUAAAAUUGUUUUUUUAAUUGCUAUCCAAAAUGCAAUGGAUUUAAUAUGACUAGAGUCUUCCUUAUAUGUGUCUGAAAUAAUAAGUUGUUGUGAAGUUAGCAUUUAUAUUGCUGAUCCAUUUAAUGUCUACGUAGAUUAGUUAGAAUCCUCAUUUUAAACUUUGUGAUGAUUGAGUUCACGAGGUUAACGAAAUUCUGGGGCUAGUAAGAAGCAACAUAUUGCAGGGCUUCUACAAGCCUGUCUUAACUCCAAUAAUUGCUUACAUGUUUAAAAUCACCUUACCUGAUGGAUUUAGGUGGUCUCGAGACCUGGAUGUAACUCUCAACUCAGGUAACUGAUAGCAGAGGAUGGGAGUAAAUUCAGCUGAUCUCCAGUUGUGAUACGUGUUUACCUGCUGCUUCUCUCCCAGGGCCUCAGGGUGAAAUGCUGAAUUUUCUUUAUAUGAACUUAGUUGCUUUAAAAACAAAAAAAACAAACCCAAGAUUACGCUUUUGUGGCAUUAAAAAGGCAGGGUUCUCAACUUGCUUGUUAUGCAUUGGAAAGUCAUUUUCUGCCGUGUCUUGGAAAUGGAUAGUAAGAGUUGCUCGGAGAAGAUGAUUAAAGAUUAUAGCAAAGAGAGACUUGAUUUCUCAGUAUUCACCUUAGAAGACUGUAUAUUGAGGGAGAUCUUUAAUUUCCUUGCUUUCUGAAGGGAUCUCUUCCCAUGCUGUGUAGAAACAUGCCUCUUGCCUUUCUUUAAGCAUCUGAACAGCCAUCUGCAAAUUUCUCUACGGGAGAGCUCUCUAAAAGAAAAACUUCAGACUUGCAUCCUAAUGAAUCUUGAGGAGGAGAAAAAAAAAAAAAAAGAUGUUUCUGCACA